Messenger RNA from Filobasidium floriforme, 1809 nucleotides. RefSeq lists its product as uncharacterized. Lineage: Eukaryota; Fungi; Basidiomycota; Tremellomycetes; Filobasidiales; Filobasidiaceae. The transcript has 7 exons. The record is from RefSeq and is a predicted model, not a curated record. The coding region runs from base 1 to 1809 and encodes 602 amino acids.
AUGACGUCCAUCUCCGCGACCGGGCCUACCGACGCUAAAAACCUCAUUCCUACCUCUACUUCUGGCGAAUCGACAUCGUCCGGCGGGACCGUCGUUUCCCCGACUUCCGACAAACAGGCUAAUGACCUGAUCAUGGGAGCUCUGAACCGCAAGAGCGGUGGCGGUGGUCAUCUCAUGCACAAGUCGCCCAGCGCAACUUCUCUUGGGUCGACCAAGACUACCGGAGCUCUCGCGGCCCUGGGUAUGAAAGCGAUGGGUCCCGGACUUGGAGGCUUCAGUGCUGCAGAGCCCACUGUCGUCCGAAGCCAACCGGUCGGAGCGUCUUCGUUCGAGUUGCAUAGGGCAAAGACUGUCGACUUUGACACUUCGCCCCAGAAAGAUACGGGUGGACUCUUUUCUGCAUUUGGUGGGACGAAGGAAAAGGAACGAGGGAGAUCAUCCUCGAAAUCGAAACGGGACAAGUACAAGAUCUUUAGUCGUCGAAGUCUUGCCGCCGGAUCUGCUGGUCUUGGGGGACCUCGAUCGAGGGAGACCUCCCCGGUCGGGGCCUUGUCUGAACACGCCGAAUCGGAUGGGGAGAGCGUUACCAGUAGUUCGCGAGGCUAUCGGCCUAAAUCGACCGCGUUCUCGGCCAAGCGACGUGUCGGUGACAAUGCCGAAGACAGCGAUGAAGACGACGCGUCGGACGAGGACACCGAUGGCGAGACUGAAACGGAUCUGGAUUACGACGAAUCGUCCUUGAGUCACGAGAUUGUUGGCGAGGACGGAUGGGUGGAAGAUGUGUUCGACGAAGAGACGGAGAAAAAUACCGAAGCAAACGCCAUCUACUUUGAGGGAGAUGCCGCUGGGUUGGGUGGAACUGGGGUCCUCGAAGACGCUAACGGUGAAGCGGUCGAAGUCGAAGUUGAUGUUCUGGGCGAGGGGCCCAACGUGAUUCGACCACCCGAACCCGUGUUCCAGCAAUCCACCAUGACACGUCGAGCGCCUUCCCCAGAGGACGAAGGCGGGAAGCGGAAAAAGGCGACCAAAUUUGAGCCCGAGCCCCUCGAGACCAGCCGACCCGAGUUUGGCAGGAACCGAUGUACAAUCAGGAUGACUCAAGGCGACCCCGAUGAAGCGCUCGAGCAGACUGGGACGAAGCUGAGGUCGUAUGUGGUGCUGAGUGAUCUGUCGGAGGAGGCCGGAUACGCUUUGCAGUGGGCGAUAGGUACGGUCGCUCGAGAUGGUGACGAAUUGCUCGUUACCACUGUCAUCGAGACCGAUUCAAAGAGCAAGGUCCGCUUUGCAGUCGACCCUAAAAACCCCAACGAACAAGACCGAGUUGCUAAGCUCCGCGUACAGAAAGAACGACAGGGUAUCGCUCUUCAGCUUGUUCGACAAGUUACCGGUCUAUUGCAGAGGACCAAGUUGAACGUGACCGUCACUUGCCAAGCGAUCCAUUCCAAGAACGCUAGACACAUGCUUUUGGACUUGAUCGACUACCUGGAACCGACUAUGGUGAUUGUUGGAUCGCGAGGUCUUGGUAAACUACAGGGUAUCCUCUUGGGAUCGACCUCGCACUACCUCGUGCAAAAGAGCAGCGUGCCAGUCAUGGUCGCCCGUCGCCGACUCAAGAAACCCUUGCGAAAGACCGACCCGGCUCUUUUGCGUCACGCUCCUCGUGUCUCGCUCGCAGGUGCCUCUAUCGAAAAGAGUGCCUCGACGAAACAAGAGGACGAGAUCCUUGACGCUGAACAGCUCGAAAGGGAGGGUGAGAUGGCGGACCAAGACAAGAAGGAGUCGACGGGCGCAUUCAGUACCGCCUCGUAG